AUGGUUCGACACAAAAAGGACUUUGCUGGUCGGGGCAAGAAAUCUGGCUUCCGCGGCGGUGGCCAUGGAGGACCUCGGCGUCCCGCCAACGACGAUGGCACGGGUGACGGCUCAUCAUCAAGGCCGGCCUUCAAGGCGGCCUGCUGGGAUUUUGGCCACUGUGACCCCAAGCGUUGCUCCGGAAAGAAGCUCAUGAAGCUUGGCCUCAUGCGAGACCUCCACCUCGGCCAGCGGCACAACGGCGUCAUCAUCACCCCCAAUGGCAAGCAAGUCGUCUCCCCUGCCGACCGCGAGCUCCUGGACCAGUACGGCGCCGCCGUCGUCGAGUGCUCGUGGGCGCGCACGCAGGAAAUCCAGUGGAGCAAAGUCGGAGGUAAAUGCGAGAGGCUGCUGCCCUAUCUCGUCGCCGCGAAUACCGUCAACUACGGCAAACCGUGGCGCCUCAACUGCGUUGAGGCUCUGGCGGCCGCCUUCUACAUCUGCGGCCAUCCGGACUGGGCGGAGCAGAUCCUCGAGCCCUUCUCGUACGGCCACUCUUUCCUGGAAAUCAACUCCAGCAUCCUCAAGCGCUACGCAGCCUGUGCCGACGCGGCCGAGGUGAAGAAGACGGAAGCGGAGUGGAUGGAACGGUUGCAGAGAGAGUUCGCCGAGAGCAGGGAGCAAGGUGCUGAUGACAUCUGGACGACGGGCAACACGAACCGCAAGCCUGCAGUUUCCUCUUCGGAUGAAGAGGGUGCAUCGGACAAUUCCGAUGACGAUGGCGAAUCCCCCGACAAGCGCUCGUCCGGCACGAUGCCACCUCAGAGCGACCGAUUCGGAGAGAGCCGGGACCCUUUUGCCAUAUCCGACGACAGUGAUGACGAUGACGAUGCGAUGCGGGAAAUCUGUCGCAAGGUCCUCGCCUCGAAGCCUUUCUCCAACCCCCAACUCGACGACGGUGACGUCGAUGACCAUGAUGCAAAGAAGCACACAUUUUCGAGUUCGCCGCAUCACCAACAGCGACAGCAGCAAGUCAAGGUCAAUGUCGACCUCUUGCCGGAUUCGGACAAUGGUGACGGGUCUGACGGCAGUAACGCUGCCGACGACGACGAUGACGACGACGAUGACGACGAAUUCGAUAGCAUUAUCGAGGCCACCCCGGUGACAGACAAGAUUGGCCUGGCCAAGCUCGAGAAAGAGAGGCGGCAAGCCAAGGUGACGACCAGAAUGUCUGCCUCAAACGUGAUAUCGGCCCCGAGCAGGUGGUAA
This is a messenger RNA of Drechmeria coniospora, 1248 nucleotides long. RefSeq lists its product as uncharacterized. The transcript has a single exon. Gene Ontology annotation, molecular function: rRNA small subunit aminocarboxypropyltransferase activity. Gene Ontology annotation, biological process: maturation of SSU-rRNA. The record is from RefSeq and is a predicted model, not a curated record. NCBI's taxonomy places the organism in Eukaryota, Fungi, Ascomycota, Sordariomycetes, Hypocreales, Ophiocordycipitaceae. The coding region runs from base 1 to 1248 and encodes 415 amino acids.